This is a messenger RNA of Cuscuta europaea, 880 nucleotides long. Lineage: Eukaryota; Viridiplantae; Streptophyta; Magnoliopsida; Solanales; Convolvulaceae. The record is from the annotation of a GenBank genome assembly.
GUUAAAUACCAGCACCUUUCUAAGUUUCUGGUUAGGAGUAGGAGAAGACAGAAUAGCUUUCUAAAACUAAAAUGGGUCUGAUUCUUGGAAAAUACUCAGGUUACAAGGAGUGGAGGGCUAGGCAAGUCCAAUUAAUAUCUGACAAGGUUUUUGACCGUAUAAAAAAUGAAGCUGGGAGACUGAAUCUGACCUUUGAAGAUCUUUACAUUGCCGUGCUGCUCAUCUACAACCGGAUUAAUAAACACUUGCCUGCACCACAUUUUGAUCCUCCUUCAAAGCAACAAGUCAGGGAUCUGAUAAAGAAAUGUGAUCUCAACCUAGACGGAGAACUCAGCCGCAAUGAGUUCCUCAGUUUCAUUAGGCAGUUGACAAAAGAAACAGUCUUCACUGUCAGUCAAGGCUUGAUGAUUUAUUUUGCUCUGGCACCAAGAGUAGCACGAAUUACAAGGAAAAAAACGGAGGGCAUCCCUUAUGUUGGUUUAUACACCUUCCAAACAGCAACAGAAACUCACAUUGAGAGAAUAUAGAGUAGCCAGAUGAUAUUGUUCCCACAAACACAACGGGGCCAUGCAGUAUCAUAUUAGGUUGAGGCUAGAACUUGCUUCCUGUGCUCGUUGCUCGAGUGAUUGCUCCAGAGAGAAGACUUGGUUCGUGCUUCCUCCAUUCUGUUUUGAACAAUAAUAAACUUGCUCAUGGAUAUUUUACUAUAGAGCCUGCGUGCUCAUGCUUGCCCCGUGUGGCAUUUGUUUUGAACUAUGUUUUCCGCUGCGUAUUGAAUUGCUUAUUAUGUAUGUUUAUAGAUGACUUAUGUGUGAAUGAUAUUCGAGAUGCCCUGUAUAAUAUGGAUGUGUUUGAUUGCGGUUGACUGUUCGUAUUGUAC